UACUGCCACACGCCUCCGACGACGCGUCAGGCAGCCGCUGGGGAGGACGCGGCAGGAGCCUCAAAUGCCACCUACUCCCCGGCCUCUCUCCCAGUUGAUGCUUCUAUUUUAGGCACCACAUUAUUUCCUGCUGUGAUUUUUUCAGCCUUCUAAUUUGGGCUCUGAGGUUUAUGACCAGAAGAAAAAGAAAGAGAAAGACGGCAAGCUAAACCCUGCUUCACGCUGAGCCCUACUUCACAACUUCCAGCCACUUGUUUAUGAAGGAAAAUAAAUAGAGGUAUUUUUAAAUGCCAGAAGAAAUAACUGAAAGAGUUUAAAGCUGCUACAGAAGAGGACUGAGGAGCAUUAGGGCAAGAAACAGAAGAAAGGGCUCCUAUAUACUGACCUGCUUCCUGCCGCAGCAAUCCCAAAGUAUCAAGGAUCCGACAAGCUUCCAGUGAGCACUGGAUCAUUGCCUCUUUUUUCUUUCCUGAGUGAAUGGCCUCAGCCACCAGUUGUUUUCCAGUCGAAUCAUCCACAGGAUGAAGAGCCGGGUGCUGCCUCCAAAGCGAAGAACAUGCCCGACGUGGACCCGACAAUAGGACAGGAAUCUUGCAUUAUUGAUCUUUGUCUCUUCACAUAAUGCCUGGCAUUUAACAAAUGUUUGCUGAACUUGAAGAGACAUAAGGGCAAUGAAUCUGCACAGGGAGAAUAUCUUUGGUCCUACAGUUUUGCCAACACUGAUAUUUUUCUAAGUGGUUUUGAAUAGCCUGCUUUUUACUUAAACAACUGGCUAGACUUCCUAUUUUUCACUGCAGAAGCCUAUAACCUACAGUUGCCAGAUAUUUAAACACAUCACUUUUAGGAUAUCAUCUACAUUUAACCUGAGACCUCUUCUUAUUCCAAAAUGUUGAGAUACUGGGGAGAGAUACCAAUAUCAUCAAGCCAGACCAACAGAAGUUCCUUUGAUUUGCUUCCACGGGAGUUCCGUCUGGUGGAAGUCCAUGACCCACCCCUGCACCAACCCUCAGCCAACAAGCCCAAGCCCCCUACCAUGCUGGACAUCCCCUCAGAGCCGUGCAGCCUCACCAUCCAUACCAUUCAGUUGAUCCAACAUAACCGACGUCUUCGCAGCCUUAUUGCCACAGCUCAGGCCCAGAAUCAGCAGCAGACAGAAGGUGUAAAGACUGAAGAGAGUGAACCUCUUCCUUCCUGCCCUGGGUCACCUCCUCUCCCUGAUGACCUCCUACCUUUAGAUUGUAAGAAUCCUAAUGCACUGUUCCAGAUCCGGCACAGUGACCCAGAGAGUGACUUUUAUCGUGGGAAAGGGGAACCUGUGACUGAACUCAGCUGGCACUCCUGUCGACAGCUCCUCUACCAGGCAGUAGCCACAAUCCUGGCCCACGCAGGCUUUGAGUGUGCUAAUGAAAGUGUCCUGGAGACCCUAACUGAUGUGGCACAUGAGUAUUGCCUUAAGUUCACCAAGUUGCUGCGCUUUGCUGUGGAUCGGGAGGCCCGGCUGGGACAGACUCCUUUCCCUGAUGUCAUGGAGCAGGUAUUCCAUGAAGUGGGUAUUGGCAGUGUGCUCUCCCUCCAGAAGUUCUGGCAGCACCGCAUCAAGGACUAUCACAGUUACAUGCUACAGAUUAGUAAGCAACUCUCUGAAGAAUAUGAAAGGAUUGUCAAUCCUGAGAAGGCCACAGAGGACACUAAACCUGUGAAGAUCAAGGAGGAACCUGUAAGCGACAUCACCUUCCCUGUCAGUGAGGAACUGGAGGCCGACCUUGCUUCUGGAGACCAGUCACUGCCCAUGGGAGUCCUUGGGGCUCAGAGUGAGCGCUUCCCAUCUAACCUGGAGGUUGAAGCUUCGCCACAGGCUUCAAGUGCAGAGGUAAAUGCUUCUCCUCUUUGGAAUCUGGCCCAUGUGAAAAUGGAGCCUCAAGAGAGCGAAGAAGGCAAUGUCUCUGGGCAUGGUGUGCUGGGCAGCGAUGUCUUCGAGGAGCCCAUGUCAGGGAUGAGUGAGGCCGGGAUCCCUCAGAGCCCUGAUGACUCAGACAGCAGCUAUGGUUCCCACUCCACUGAUAGCCUCAUGGGGUCCUCCCCUGUUUUCAACCAGCGCUGCAAGAAGAGGAUGAGGAAGAUAUAAAAAGAAAAAAAGGAGAUUUUUGUCUAGAUCUACUAUAGAAAACCUUGAUAUAUUAAAAUUUGUUUCCACAAACAGUGAUUUGAUUCUUAUUCUUAAAUACAGUGGGCUUUCCUAAUUUCAGAGGAACUGGACUUAACCAAACAAGGUUGCAUUUUACUUUUGCAUCCGGUUUUUACAGUUUUCCACAACAACCAAGCCACUGUUCACAGAUGAAACAUGAUGCUGGCAUGGUAAUCAGGAGACCAAAGCACUGUCCCUGACUACUGUCUUUUCUGUGACUAGACACGUUACUUAGCUUCUCUACAACCAUUUCUCUUGUACAACUGAGAAUCAUACCUCUUUGACCAACCUUGCAGAGAUGUGAAGAUUGAGAUGUUUGCUAAACUUCAAAACUGUGUUUGAAUAGACUUAUAAGUAAAUAUAUGCUGAUAUCA
Lemur catta (Ring-tailed lemur) is the source of this 2559-nucleotide messenger RNA. It is a transcript of the gene SUPT7L, whose product is annotated as SPT7 like, STAGA complex subunit gamma. The coding region runs from base 887 to 2125 and encodes 412 amino acids. Lineage: Eukaryota; Metazoa; Chordata; Mammalia; Primates; Lemuridae. Gene Ontology annotation, cellular component: SAGA complex. Gene Ontology annotation, molecular function: transcription coactivator activity; protein heterodimerization activity. The record is from RefSeq and is a predicted model, not a curated record. The transcript has 10 exons.